Messenger RNA from Blastocystis hominis, 576 nucleotides. RefSeq lists its product as hypothetical. Gene Ontology annotation, molecular function: protein binding. The coding region runs from base 1 to 576 and encodes 191 amino acids. The record is from RefSeq and is a predicted model, not a curated record. The transcript is spliced from 3 exons. Lineage: Eukaryota; Bigyra; Opalinata; Blastocystidae.
AUGGUGGAAGUGUGGAACUUCAUUCACUGUUACCACGAUUUGCUGGGCGUGCCGAACGUCUCGCAAGUGCCGUUGAAUAAAGUCUCGUUCUUCAAUUUGUCGAUCCAGUCUUCGAAAGAAACGACUCCUUACUUCGCGAAUGCGAUUCAGAUCCUCACGAAAUUUCUGAUCAACGAAGAGAUCAAAAAGAGAACGUCGAUUCGAAAGCAAAUGCGAGUCGUGGGCUGGGUGAAAACUCUCUUCCAGUACACGUUGUUCUCCGCUCUCUGCGAUAAUGAUAACUACGUGGAGUACGUUCGAGGCUUUUUCAAUCCGUCGGUCCACGAAAUUGAUGAAACGGACGAUGUGUGGACGCGGAUGAAGCUGGUGUUGAUUCAGAUCAUGCGGCAUCCGGACUGCGUGUAUUUCCUUCAUCCGGUCGAUGAGGUUCUCUGCGAUGUUCCGGACUAUCGGAACAUCGUGAAGCAGCCGAUGGAUUUGGAGACGAUUUGCCAGCGUGUUGCGAGUGGAUGGUACACGGAUCCGAUCGAAGAAAGCGAAAACAAGGAAGAGGGAGAGGAAGCGAAGAGAAAGUGA